Messenger RNA from Danio aesculapii, 2933 nucleotides. RefSeq names its product zinc finger protein 513a (gene znf513a). Bases 272 to 1918 code for a protein of 548 amino acids. The record is from RefSeq and is a predicted model, not a curated record. The transcript has 5 exons. Gene Ontology annotation, biological process: regulation of transcription by RNA polymerase II. NCBI's taxonomy places the organism in Eukaryota, Metazoa, Chordata, Actinopteri, Cypriniformes, Danionidae. Gene Ontology annotation, molecular function: RNA polymerase II cis-regulatory region sequence-specific DNA binding; DNA-binding transcription factor activity.
UACGUAACUUUGCGGAAGAAAAUGUAUACAAUGGCAAUUUGGAAAUCAAUUAAGUUGUGAAAAAAGAGCAUUAAUUGCCUUUCUUUGUGGUCGUUGUGUUAUGGAAUGGCGGACCGUGAGCAGUAGUGCUCCGUCAGACGCCGCGGUUUCUCCUCGACGGCUGGUGUUAUUUGACGCGUUGGGCAGAAAGAGCAGGCUACUUUGGAGAAUGAGUUGAUUGUUUUGCGAGGGAAUCCAGAGGAGGUCGCACAUAAAAAAGGCUGUCUAGAAGAUGCCAAGAAGAAAACAGCAGAAUCCACAACCUGUCAAAUUGGAUUCUGAAGAUGGUGUAGGCACUGUACGUCCAACAAACCUUACUUUUGAGAGCGAUUUUCUCCUGGGACAAGAACUCGAGUUCUCAGAUCCUGACAAUGACCAAAAGAUCAUAGGCCUUGAAAAGUUCUCAGCUGACAUCAGUCUGCCUGGCUUCCCCCUGGGAGACGAGGAGAACUCCCCCUUCAGCCGACUCAGUAUGGAGAGUGACGCUGACGACCUCCGCGCAACCGAAAGCGAACGUGAAGAGAGGGUUUCUGAGUCUGCCUUUCCCUCUUACCUUUCUUGCAGGGGCUGUGGUCAGCUCCUGGAAGACCCCCUGGGACCCGGCAUGGACUUAGUGGGGCCCUACUGCAUGCGCUGCUGCAAGGGGAAUGCGGAAGGCAUUGUGGACAGGAAGCUUUGCUCGGGCUUAGGCUUGCAAGCAGAAUCUAGAGGGGGAGGGAACGAGGGGACUGGUGAGGAUGGCUCCCUGAAGCUCCACUCAUGCACGCUCUGCGGGUUCACAUCACGCUACACUAAUCAUGUUAAAAGGCACAUGAAGACACACAACGGCGAAAAGCCGUACGGCUGUCCGCUGUGCUCCUACGCAUCUGCACAACUAGUGAACCUGCAAAGGCACUUGCGCAUACACACUGGGGAAAAGCCCUAUAAGUGCAACAAUUGCACAUUUGCUUGUAGUUCCUUAGGCAACCUGAAGAGGCACCAGCGCAUGCAUACAGCCAUAAGCCCGGGCCAAAGUGCCACUCAACCAGUCAGUGGCAAUGGUUUAAACCACUCUACUGUGGGACAGAAAGAAAAGGAGGCAGUUCCUGCUCCCACUGAAGUUGCAGGUGCUGUUAGGUCUGUCACACGUCCCCACAUGGGAAGGGAUGGAAACUACUUGCAGACUUUUGAUGGCCUCAGACUUGCGCAGCAAACAUCAACAGGAGUGUUGCAGUCAGGACAAGCUGCUUCUCAACCUGCUGCACUACCCCCCAUGUUCUUCCCCUUCACUUGUCGCUUGUGUGGCAUGGCUCUAGAUGACGAGGACGGAUCUUCAGCUCAGAUCUGUGCCAAGUGCACCCUGGAGAUGCUGACCAAGGACACACACGGAUGCCCUGCUGAGCGAGGAGACAAGGUCUACACCUGUGCUGCCUGCCCCUUCCUCACACACUACCCGAACCACCUGGCCCGCCACAUGAAAACCCACAGUGGAGAGAAGCCAUACAAGUGCCCGCAGUGCGACUAUGCCUCCGCUCACUUUGACAACCUCAAGCGGCACCAUCGAGUGCACACUGGCGAGAAGCCCUACAAAUGCCACCUGUGUGACUAUGCCUGUGGCAACCUGGCUAAUCUCAAGAGGCACCAGCGGGUGCAUUCAGGGGCCAAACCUUUUCAGUGUGCAAUCUGUAACUACAGCUGCAACCAGAGUAUGAACCUGAAGCGGCACAUGUUGCGCCACACAGGCGAGAAGCCUCAUAAGUGCCAAGAGUGUGGCUACACCACUGGACACUGGGACAACUACAAACGGCAUCAGAAAAAGCACAGCCUGGCUGGAGAUGGCUGGGUUAAAGUGCCAUUGCCUGGAAAUGAGGAAGAGGUGGAGGAUGAGGAAGAGGUCUAACCUCUAUUUGCAAGACUGCCGUCCAUAUGAGAUUUUACUGUAACAAGCAUAAGCUUUGUUGGUUGUUGUUCUUUUUUUUUGUGCCCAGAAUGAUUUUAGACAUUUCUUGGAAUUGUCCAUAAGCUGCUACAUAAUGUCAUGCACAAAUUUAAAGAACAUUACCUGAAUGUCCUAAUGCAGGGUUGUCCAGUUCUACUUCUGGAGAGCCAACCUUCCUGCAGACUCUAAAUAAGACACCUGAAGCAGCUAAUCAAGGUCUUUAGGAUUACUCGAAACUUCCUGCAGGUUUUUGAGGGAUGUGUGGAGUUACACUCUGAGGAAGGUGGUCCUCCAGGAACAGGUUUGGACACUUCUGAUUAAUGCCUUUGAACAAGGCAGUCUGUGUUACCCAAAGCUCUCUAAGAGCACCCUUAGCCUGACUGUGGUUCAUUUAUCAGUGCCAUACACACUACAGCACCACUGCCAUAGGAAAAUCUUCAAGCCUGGCGCAACAUAGCAUGCACUUGAGUUUACCUUAGUUGACUGUUUUGAGGUUUUAUGUGAUUGAUCAUUUGUCUGUCAAAGAUCUAGCCUACUGGCAAAAAUGCCUUCGGAGUUGAGCAUUAUGAUGUGAUUUUUGAUCACCUUUGUUUUUGCUCGCUAUAAUUCGGGGGGAUUGUGUUGCCUUUUAUUGUUGUAUGUGUCUUAUUGACUGUGAAAAAUGCCAUUUGUCUGAGUUUACUUGAAGAAAAAUGGUGCGUAGUGGAUAUUUGUGUCAUGCUGAACAUAGAGCAUUUAUUUUUUAAGUUGCUUUUGAGGAAUGUUAGGCAUGCAUAUGCCACCCAUGGCAUUGAUAGUUAUACUGAAGGAUGAUAGUAACAGUAAACUCCAUUAUGCAGUUAACCUUCAGGUUGCCAAGAAAUGACUGGAAAUUGAUGAAAUCUUGUAGGGUGUGUGGUGCUUGAGUGUUUUCUUGUUAUGCAGUGGUUUCAUUAAUGCCUUAAAUAUCCUCAAAUAAAACUGUUUGUGUUGAAAA